UCCGGGACAAGGUGGCCACUCUCUGCAGCGAGUGCUGUUAGGCGGCUUUCGUGCUGUUAAGCGCAACAAUUUUAAUUGUUGAUCCAAUCCGUCCCGUAAAUAAACAAUAAACAUGGGUAAUCACAAGGUCCUUCGAUCGGCGGGCAGCAAUCUGCGUUACUCGAUGUACGAGUUUAUUGACGCGGUGCACAAACGCACGAUUAUAUGGGAGAGGCGGCAUCCGAACUUCCACAACCGGGAGCUGAGGGAUCAGGCCUGGCAGCAAGUUGGUCAGGAGCUGUGCUCCAAUUUUGAGGCCUCCAGCGAGCCGGAAAAGCAGGAAAUCGUAAAAACCCUGCUCAAACGGUGGAAAAACACCAGGGACAGCUAUUUGCGGGUCAACCGGCUGCGUCAAAAUGGCGAGGAGGUGGCCAGAGCAUCUUACAUCUACGAAAAGGAGCUGAGUUUCCUGCUGGACGUGAAAGCCGAAUCGGAGGACGACGAGGAGCCCUUGAAGGAGGAGCCCAAGCCCCCGUUGAAACGGAAACGGCCGACAGCCGCUCAGAGAUCUGCAAAGACGCCCAGAAGGAGGAACUCCGGCCUGGAAACAAGUUUGGAGGCCGACACCAAUAAUCCAGCGACUCCGGACAAACUACAAGCGGUGCUGGAGGAUCUGACCUACACAAGCCAGGAUCCUACGCCUCCUGAGAUCAUUCCCCUCCCUCAGGUUCCAGCAGAUCCGCCUUGUAGUACAAAUGGCGCCUUCACAUCCACUGAUCCCGACCAGGCCUUCUUCGACACCAUUAAGCCCCACAUGCAACGGAUGGACGCCGAUCGCAAGCUAGACUUCCAGAUCGAGGUCCUCAAAAUACUUCGCAAUUUUAAGCCAAAUUAAAAGAUAAGAGCAAAACUUAAAUCAUGCUUUUGGCUAUGCAUUUACAUCAACAGCGGAUGUAGUUAACAGAGAGCUAACAUGACCAUUAGAUGCAAAGUAAUCGUUAUCGAACAUCGGUUACAGCCCUUGGCGCAAAAUUUUAAAAAUUGUAAUUUCUCAACUACUUACAAAAAUGUUGGUUCAUAAAAUAUGAUUCAGUGAACACUUUUCUUAAAUAACUGAAAUUGUGAAAAAUACUAAAGAUCAGGAUCAUUUUUAUUUUACCCCUGGUAAUAUAAUUGUCCUUGUCAAUUUAUUGAAUCUUAUUUUAAUGUUUAAUAUGUGCUGUAUGUGAUUUAAUAUUGCUAAUCAUCUAGAUUCGUCUUUACAGUAAACUUUAGUGCCUUAUACAAUACAAAUUAGGAAUAAUAAUAAUUGAACACAUUAAGCUAAGGAUCCUUAUUGAUUAUACAACUUUGAUUUAAGCAGAAAUUUAAAAUAUAAGGCUCAAAUAAAAUUGUAAAUUUGUUUCGUCGUUA
Messenger RNA from Drosophila biarmipes, 1392 nucleotides. RefSeq lists its product as uncharacterized. Gene Ontology annotation, molecular function: DNA binding. Bases 113 to 874 code for a protein of 253 amino acids. Gene Ontology annotation, biological process: regulation of transcription by RNA polymerase II. Gene Ontology annotation, cellular component: nucleus; transcription regulator complex. Lineage: Eukaryota; Metazoa; Arthropoda; Insecta; Diptera; Drosophilidae. The transcript is spliced from 2 exons. The record is from RefSeq and is a predicted model, not a curated record.